Messenger RNA from Lasiosphaeria miniovina, 333 nucleotides. RefSeq names its product yippee. The transcript has 2 exons. The record is from RefSeq and is a predicted model, not a curated record. Bases 1 to 333 code for a protein of 110 amino acids. Lineage: Eukaryota; Fungi; Ascomycota; Sordariomycetes; Sordariales; Lasiosphaeriaceae.
AUGGGUCUCAAGUACAACACGUACCUGGACGGGAACAAGAUAUACGGGUGCAAGAACUGCAAGGCGCACCUAGCGAACCACCUGGACAUUAUAAGCCGGAACUUCCGUGGUCAGCAUGGCAAGGCAUACCUGUUCAAUAACGUCGUCAACGUCGACGCGCUCGACCCCGACGAGCGCCACAUGACGACGGGUCGGCACAUUGUGCGCGACAUCAAGUGCCGCGAGUGCAAGGAAAUUGUCGGCUGGAAGUACGACAAGGCGUUUGAGAACGCCGAGAAGUACAAGGAGGGCAAGUUCAUCCUCGAGGCCGAGCUGCUCUGCAACGUUGUCUAG